Molecule: messenger RNA, 1272 nt
Organism: Temnothorax curvispinosus
Lineage: Eukaryota; Metazoa; Arthropoda; Insecta; Hymenoptera; Formicidae
Exons: 2
Coding region: 1-1272 (423 amino acids)
Source: RefSeq, a predicted model, not a curated record
AUGAAUAGCUCAACGACAAUGAACAAAUUAAAAAGGUUGUUAACUCUUGCAACUAUUGCUAUGGCUGUAGAACAUCAUGAAAAGCAGCAAAAAGAACGAGAAAAACAAAAGCGACGACGAACACGGAGAUGGUGGACAAGAGAAUGGAUUCUACGAAGACAACGUCAAUUAAGAGGAUCGCUUCAUUUAGCACACAGUGAACUUCUCUAUGAAGAUGUUGAGUCUUUUCAUUCAUUUUUCAGGAUAGAUCCGCGUUUAUUUAACAUUUUAUUGGAUAAAGUAUCUCCAUUUAUUCAAAAACAAGACACAAUUAUGCGACAAUGCAUUCCGCCGAGUCAAAGACUAUUUAUAACUCUACGAUACUUGGCAACUGGGGAAUCAUAUCGGAGUCUAGAAUUCACAACAAGGAUACCUACUUGUACCUUAUCACGUAUCAUACCUGAAACGGUCAGAGUAAUCUACGAGGUACUAAGAGAUGAGUAUUUGAAGAUUCCAGAUACAGAAGAUGAGUGGAAUCGUGUUGCUGAAGACUAUAUGACACAAUGGGAUGUGCCAAACUGCAUUGGUGCAUUAGACGGCAAACAUAUUCAGUUUAAAGUUCCUCUGAGCCAAGGAUCGUUGUACCGUAAUUAUAAAGGAACUGACAGUAUAGUUUUUCUGGCACUAGUAGAUGCGAAUUACCUGUUUCUGUACGUAAAUGUCGGAGUAAAUGGGCGAGUGAGUGAUGGUGGAGUUUUUCGAGACAGUAAUUUAUCUCGAUUACUAGAGAGUCCUGCAAAUCCACUGAAUAUUCCAUCAAAUAAACCACUCCCUGGGAUGACUGAACCAAUGCCAUAUGUUAUUCUAGCGGAUGUUGCUUUUCCUCUUCGCAACAAUAUUUUAAAGCCGUAUCCAUUCCGAAACAUGACGCAUAGUGAACGCAUUUUCAAUUAUAGACUUUCUAUGGGUCGUAGAGUUGUAGAAAAUGCUUUUGGAAUUUUGGCAAACCGAUUUCGUGUACUGCAAACUGUAAUUUACUUACCGGUUGAAACAGUACAAAGUGUAACUUUAGCUUGCUGUGCAUUGCAUAAUUUUAUAGGUAAAGCAGCAUUUAAUGGAAUAACAAAUGUCAAAGACAUCAAUUUUGACUCAUCAAUAUAUAAUAAUCAGUUACAAAGUCUACAUGUAACUAAUGUUCGUCCAAAUCGAAAUUCUCUUCAUGUACGUUCAACGUUUAAACAAUAUUUUAAUACAGUCGGUUCGGUUUCUUGGCAAGAAAAUAUGGUACAAUAA